Molecule: messenger RNA, 3091 nt
Organism: Rubroshorea leprosula
Lineage: Eukaryota; Viridiplantae; Streptophyta; Magnoliopsida; Malvales; Dipterocarpaceae
Source: the annotation of a GenBank genome assembly
CUCCCUCAAUUACAAGGUUUGAGAGACAAAUUGCAGAUACUAGAAUAUGUAGUGGAUUUUACCAACAUAAUGCAAUCUGCAGAAAAUAAAUUAAGUUUAGAUGAUAAGUGGCACUUAAUUGUAGUAUUACAUAAAAUCAAAGGCUGAAAAGUAUGUUGGGAAACGGAAAAGGGGACCGAACUAUUGGCGAAGCCAUUUGAAGGUGAAUAUCAUCGGUUGCACAAGAAAAUAUUCUCUCAACAUAAGCUCAGCACCAAUCCAUUGAAGAAACCAGUGGCCCAGAAGCGGCGUCUCUUCGGGGGUGAGAGGCUUCAGGCUAUUAAAGAAGAGGUAACGAAGCUCCUGCAGGCUGGUUUUGUCAGGAAAGUCGAUUACUGUGAAUGGGUGGCUAACCCAGUUCUGGUGAAGAAGGCAAAUGGCAAAUGGCGAAUGUGCAUUGAUUACAUAAAUCUUAACAACGCCUGCCCUAAGGACUGCUAUCCAAUGUCGAGCAUUGACAAACUAGUUGAAGCGGCUUCAGGCAAUGAGAGGUUAAGCCUCUUGGACGCAUAUUCGAGGUAUCACCAGGUGCCAAUGGCUCCAGAAGAUGAAGAGAAAACCGCGUUCUGUGCUGGCGAUGAAAUUUAUUGUUAUGUCAUGAUGCCGUUUGGCUUGAAGAAUGCAGGUGCUACUUAUCAGAAAAUCGUAACCAUUGUCUUUCACGCUCAAAUUGGCAAGAAUCUGGAGGUAUAUGUCGACGACAUUGUGGUAAAGAGCCUAAAAGCAGAAGACCAUCUCGCCGACCUCGACGAAACCUUUAACAACCUUAGAAAGAACAGGAUGCGGUUGAACCCAGCCAAAUGCAUCUUCGGAGUGGAGUCUGAAAAAUUUUUAGGUUUCAUGGUGUCUCGAAGGGGAAUUGAGGUCAAUCUAGAGAAGAUCAGAGCAAUUGCCGAGAUGGAACCGCCGAAAUCAGUGAAGGAUAUACAGAGGCUGACUGGAAGGAUGACAGCUCUGCAUCGGUUCAUAUCGAAGUUAGCAGAUAAAUGUUUGCCAUUUUUCAAAAUUAUGAGGUUAGCCGCCCAGAAAGACGAAUCAGGAAAGCAAAAGAAGUUCGAAUGGAGCAAGGAAUGCCAAGUUGCAUUUGAAGAGCUGAAGUCUUAUCUUAGCUCACCGCCUCUGUUGACUAAGGCUGUAGAUGGAGAACUUCUUUACUUGUACCUGGGGAUUUCAAAUGAGGCCAUUAGUUCAGUUCUGGUGAGAGAAGAAGCUAGGCAGCAGAAACCAAUUUAUUAUAUCAGCAACGUGCUGCACGGAGCAAAACUAAGGUAUCCUAUAGCUGAGAAAGCAGCAUUAGCAGUCGUCACUUUGGCCAGAAAGUUGAGGCCAUAUUUUCAGUCACACCCAAUUAUCGUUCUCACCGAUCAACCUCUCAAGCAGAUUCUGCAGAAACCAGAGUGCUCUGGAAGAUUAAUUAAGUGGCCCAAUGACUGGACCUUAUAUGUUGACGGAGCAUCUAGUAGCAAGGGUUCAGGGGCUGGCGCUCUCUUGAUUGGUCCAGAGGGAUACCGAAGCGAACAUGCCCUGAAGUUUAAUUUUGAUGCAACAAAUAACAUGGCUGAAUAUGAAGCUCUGCUACUUGGUCUACAGCUAGCAUUGGAGUUGAAAAUCAGUGCAAUUCAAGUAUACAGUGACUCCCAGUUGGUGGUAAACCAAAUUAACUCAAUCUGUGAAGUUGUUGAUCCUAUGAUGGUGAAGUACGUAGCCUUGGUGGCCGAGCUGAAGUGCAAAUUCCAGAAAUUCUGUCUGAGUAAAAUUCCCCGAGCUGAGAAUGAACAGGCAGAUUUACUCUCCAAGUCUGCCUCUGAUGGCUCUUUAAGUUCCAGAUCCGUUUUUGUGGAAGUUUUAGAUGAACCAAGCUUCAUGAAGCCUCGGAUGAUGGAGAUUAGCACAAACCCUGACACACCAAGCUGGACUGACUCAAUUAUCUCCUUUUUGCGAGAUGGAAUAGUACCUGAGGAAAGGCAAGAGGCAAUGAAGUUGAGGAAGAAAGCAUCUCGGUAUACACUUGUUGAUGGGAUCCUCUAUAAGAGAUCUUUUUCACUUCCCCUUCUGCGAUGCUUGAAUCCUUAUGAAGCCGAGUAUGCACUUCGGGAGGAUGCCACUCACUUUGUUCAGAAAUGUCCGAGGUGCCAAUUCUUUGCACAUCUGACUCACCAACCCGCAGAAGAACUCACGAACUUGGUAGCACCAUGGCCAUUUGCACAGUGGGGACUUGAUCUUUUAGGUCCAUUCGUGAAAGGGGUUGGUGGUGUAACCCAUCUGGUUGUUGGUGUGGAUUAUUUCACAAAGUGGGUUGAAGCUCGGCCUUUAUCUAGUCUUACUGAUGAAAACAGAAGACACACAGACGCAAGCCACACAGACGGGAGAGAAAAAGUUGUUCUGCGCAAGAGUCAAGAGCAACCAGCCGCCCAAAAUCCCAGCCACCCGCCUCUGUUGUUCACCAGCAAUAGAAGAAAAAUCUCCGCCGCCCAGCCUUGCUCUUCGCCGCCCAGCCACGCUGCCGCCCAGCCUUCUUGGGAGAUCCCGACCACAGAACACCAUUCGGCCAAUUGCAAUUCUUCAUAGUUUGGGUUUUGUUGUUUCCAAAUUUCUUACUAUGAUUUUCUGUUGGGAUUUAUUUUUCAUGGCUGUUGAGAACAGAAACAUGCGUGGCUAGAUUUCUUUGAACUAGGGAUGGAUAGAUUUUAAUUUUUGAAGUAUGUGACUGUUUUUGUUAGUUUAAUUCAAGAUUUAUUGGUUAUUUGUAUGAUGAGUUUAUAUUAUUGAACUUAAUGCAUUGAGAGCUUGAUCACCUUUCAAUUGAUUUAGUGAUUUAUGCAUGAACUUGAGAAAGAAUUGUGUAAAUUAGACCAAUAAUAAUAUAAACCGUGUGCUAGACUAUGAGACCGAGAGGUAAUUAGCUCACAUGUGGUAGUGGAGGAAGAGAAGAGAGUUAGUAGCUCCCCCUUCUUAAACUAGAGGUUUCCAUAGAAUUUAAUGCUCAUUAGUUUGUUUAAAAUUACAUAGAGAUAUGAUUAAUUUAGCAAACAAAUGAAGGAUUAGCUUGACU